Molecule: messenger RNA, 1530 nt
Organism: Angiostrongylus costaricensis
Lineage: Eukaryota; Metazoa; Nematoda; Chromadorea; Rhabditida; Metastrongylidae
Source: the annotation of a GenBank genome assembly
AUGCUCUUGGAUUCGGCUAGGCUCGACACUCUGGCGUCUGCCGAUCGUCGUCUUUUAUACGCCAGUGGAAUAUCGCUCUCCGAUGACGAACGUAAUGAUGGUGAUCAAGAACAAAGUGAUAGUAGUGAUACAGAAAGCCGCUGUAAACCAUCCGACCAUUCACGAAGGCGAUUUACUUCAUCGCGAACGAACAGUGAGGUCGUUCCGUUCAGUCGCAUUCAGUUGUUUGUUCGUCGUCAUCGGAUAAAUCGGCUUCAUUGCGAAUCGUUUGGGAAGGACAACAAAAUUGGGAUGAUGAAUUCGCCACAACAGGUGCUCUCCUUAUCAUCGGCAGUCGACCAACCGGACGAGGAGCUGUAUGACAACGCAAUCGAAAGCGAUGAUGCGGUUUAUAUUGAUACCGUUCGAAGAAAAUGUAUGAUCGACAGCAAGUACAUGUAUCAAAGUGUCAUUGUGGCCAGGUUAUGGGAACUUGCUCAAGAAACACCGUCAACUUCUCGUUUAAAACCGGAACGAUGUGAGAUGACAGAUAGUGGGUUGUCAAGGAGUACACAAUCAAAGCAUAGCCAAGAACAUCGUUCAAUGUUCGACUCAGCCAUUGGUGGUGAGGUGUCCUCGAGUGAAGAUGAAUGGAAUGGUAAAUUCGACAGGCACAUGUUGAAUCCACUACGUGAGUCCGACUCAGCAUCACAAGUGAGUCUUGAAUGGUGCGAUGAGAGUCUUAGACACCGAGAGUCGGUAUCUGAGGACGGUGCUCGUUUCAUGGUGAGAAAUUUGGACCGAGAUUACGAGUCGAGUCGCGGGAGUGCAGUCAGAUCAUCCAAAUCGCCGCCGUUCACUGUUUCUACCAUAUAUCGACCGAAAGAUUCUCGAGAUCUGAUGGUGUUUGCAUGUGAGAAGUUUCAGCCAUAUUCGUCGCAGUUUAAAAAGAUCCAACAUCUUUACCAUCGACGUCGUCUGCGACGGAUCGGCCCAUCACCAAGGACAGCUGAUGAAACUCUGAAGCUCUUUAUCUCUUCUGUGUUCUACCAUGGCUACGAUAUUCUCAAGAAAUCGUCACCAUUAUUAGAGAAGAGUUUUGAGUCCUGUGUAAGUGAAUGCAACUUUCUGCAUCGGUGGAAAGGCACGUCACUUGAACGAAUGCGGGAAGACAUGCGAACGUUAUUAGAUACGAAAGUGUCAUGUUCGUCAUCUCCAGUGAACGAAUCUCAGAUUCGCGGUUUGGCACUUCUGAUGGUUUUGAGUGCUCGUGAAGUCUAUGAGGGAAAACUAGCCGGCGAUUCAGGAUGUUCUUGGUUCACUUUGGACUCUCCUGCUGAAGUGAUGUCUCACUUUGAAAGAAAUCUGCCGCUGAACGAGACGUGUUGGCGCUUACUGGGAAGCACUUGUGACGUCUCCAUUGAGAUGUUAGACUUUUGUUCAUCAGCACCGAACAGCGUACGUUUUGGCAAUGCGCAAAACUCUGUCCAUUGGCUACGAAUUUCAACCUCGAUGGCACCUCAGCCACUAUUCUACGUGCCUGAUAAUUGA